Molecule: messenger RNA, 3494 nt
Organism: Papaver somniferum (opium poppy)
Lineage: Eukaryota; Viridiplantae; Streptophyta; Magnoliopsida; Ranunculales; Papaveraceae
Product: phosphate transporter PHO1 homolog 5-like
Exons: 10
Coding region: 141-2693 (850 amino acids)
Biological process (GO): cellular response to phosphate starvation; phosphate ion transport
Cellular component (GO): Golgi apparatus; trans-Golgi network; cytoplasm
Molecular function (GO): inositol hexakisphosphate binding
Source: RefSeq, a predicted model, not a curated record
UCAUUAUAAAUAUAUAUCAAAUGUGCAUCUCUAAUUCUCUAUAGAACUUACAAAGAUAUCAGUAUCUCCGACUCACUGUACUAAUCAAAGCCACCGAUAACCUUCAAGUGUGCAUCCAUAACCUUGAUAGAGCUAGAAAGAUGAAGUUUGAGAAAGAGAUGAAGUCACAAAUGGUGCCCGAAUGGCAAGGAGCUUAUAUGGAUUACACAUCCCUCAGGCUCAUACUUGAGGAUCUUAAACUUUUCAAAUUCAACACUCCCCCACAACAUCAUUCUCACGCCGCUACUCAUCAACAUCAGCACCACCAUCAUCAUAACCCCGUUGGUGCUGGAAUUUCUACUCUUUACAGAAGCUUUAGUGGUUUAGUGGUUGCUCGUAGUACCCCUAGCAUCACCACCUCUAAAAGUAUCAACGGUACUACAAUCAGUACUAAUAACGGCCAUCAUCAUCAUCAUCAUCAAAAUAAUAAUCACCAUCAUGGUAUAUUUCACCAUGACGAAGAACCAGCGAUAUUAGUGCAAUCAAUGCCAGGUCAUCAUCAUCAUGACUUAGAACAAGGAGUGCCUCAUGUGAAUCAAAAUCAUGAAAAGUAUGAGACAAAGUUCUUGAUGUCAAAUGAAGAUGGAGGAGAAUAUGAAGUGGCGUUCUUCAAGACACUUGAUGAGGAAUUCAACGCAGUUAACAAUUUUUACAGAGACAAAGUCGAUGAAGUUAUGAAUGAAGCUGCUGUUUUGACGAAACAAAUGGAUGCUUUAGUUGCUUUUAGAGUUGAAGUUGAGCAUCCUGAUCAAGGAAAGUUUGAACAGCUCUGUAAAGAAAUCGCCCGAUCUGCUUCGGCAUUUUCUGUCUCUUCGCCUAGGGGCGCCUCCAGGAGUACCGAAGGUUCCGUAACAGGGCACAUGGAAGUUAUACAAGAGAGUAAUGAAACAAGUACCCGCGGAAGUUCUGUCAGAGAAAUUGAACCGAGCAACGAUGAUGACCUGAAAGAAGAAACAGAUACUAAAGAGGAUGGCGAAGGUGAGGAGAAGCCAUUAGAGAUCAUAGUACCCGCUCAUUUGGAGAUUCUGAGUACUGUGAAGAUCAACAGCCCAUCUGGUACUGCACGUGCAACGAUAAAAGGCAUCCUCAAGAAGAAACGAAAGAACAAUUUGAGUUUCAAUAAGAAAAACUUAAAGAAAGCUGAAGAACAAUUACAGUGUGCAUUUGUUCAUUUCUAUCACAAACUUCAGCUUCUGAAGAGCUUCAGUUAUCUAAAUCUCUUAGCAUUUUCCAAGACCAUGAAGAAAUAUGACAAGAUAACAUCAAGACAUGCAUCAAAAAUAUACUUGCACAUGGUGGAUAACUCUUACAUCGGUAGCUCUGACGACGUUACCAGGCUGAUGGACAGAGUGGAGGCUUCAUUCAUCAAACACUUCUCGAAAUCUAACCGUAGCGAAGGCAUGAACAUUUUGAAAUCGAAAAAAAAGGAAGAAAGACAUGUAACUACAUUUUCCUCAGGUUUAUUUUCUGGCUGCGCAAUAUCGCUUCUUAUAUGCCUAAUUUUGGUCAUAAAUCUAAGAAAUGUCAUCAAGAAAGAUGGAUUUACGCAGUACAUGGAGACUAUGUUUCCACUCUACAGUUUAUUCGGAUUUCUAGUCUUCCACAUGCUCUUGUAUGCAGCAGCAAUAUACUUUUGGAAGCGGUAUCGAAUCAAUUACCCAUUCAUAUUUGGUUACAAGCAAGGAACAGAACUUGGAUACAGAGAAGUCUUUUUAUUAAGUACAAUUCUUGCAACAGCUGCACUUGCAUGUGUACUUGCUAACCUAGACAUGGAAUUGGAUAUAUCAACGAAAAAGUACAAAGCGAUCACGGAACUACUUCCUCUAGCAUUAGUUUCUGCAAUAGUUCUCAUAUUAGUUUGUCCAUUCAACAUUGUAUAUCGCUCUUGUCGUAUCUUCCUUCUGCGGACUACAUUCCGAGCUAUCAGUGCACCUUUGUACAGGGUUACUCUAUCGGAUUUUAUGUUGGCAGAUCAGCUAAGCAGUCAGGGCCAAGCUCUUAGAAGUGUUGCAUUUUAUAUUUGUUACUAUACUUCGGGUGAUUACAAAAGGAGAGAAACCAGUUGCAAAGCAGACAUUGUUUACAACUCAUUCUACAUCGCCUUAGCUGCAUUCCCUUUUUGGUUACGUGCCUUACAGUGUUUUCGACGAUAUUUUGAAGAAAAAGAUGGAAUGCAGGGAAUUAAUGGUUUCAAAUACUUAAGUAUUGUUCUGUCUGUGAGCAUGGUAACGGCUUACAGUAAAAGACCUAUAAUGGGACUGUACGUAAUGGCUUGGAUAUGCGCAAUCAGUGCAGCUAUCGUUGCUAUAUAUUGGGAUAUUGUUUUUGACUGGGGACUCCUACAGAAGAAUUCCAAGAACCCUUGGUUGAGAGACAAGCUUCUUGUUCCACAUAAAAGUGUUUAUUUCGGAAUAAUGGUAAUGGACGUGUUGCUGAGAUUUGCAUGGCUACAGACUGUGCUGAACAUUCAAGUUUCUUUCUUACAUAAAGAAGCCAUGGUUGUUGUUGUUGCAUGCCUAGAGAUCUUUCGCCGUGGUGUAUGGAAUUUCUUCAGGAUAGAGAAUGAACACCUAAACAACGUUGGCAAGUUUCGUGCCUUUACAACCGUGCCUCUCCCUUUCAACUAUCACGAAUUGGAAGAUAAAGAUGAGUGAGUAGCCAGUUUUCACUAGAGUGAGCCUCAUGAUGCGUAUCAUGAUCAGAAAAGUUAGACAAGAGGCUCAAGGAUGACAAUCGGAUGAAUCCUAGAGCUUGAUGAUGAUCAAGAAUGUAAGAACACCGAGACACCCUCAAGCGAGUACUUGAAAAAAGGGUAUAAAGAAUACCGGGCUUUGGAGAGAGAGAUUAGAGAGUAUAAAACCCAACAACUUUGGAACUAAGUGUUAAUUCCUACUUGUUUUUGGGGGAAGAUGCAAGUCUGUUAUUGAUCUUUGAUUUUUGGGGGAAGAAGCACAAAGCAACUGCACCAAAAAGAAGAGCGCGGACUAAAGCUAAGCCUGGCAAAAUUAGAACAAAGAGUUUAUAGUUUGACUCAACAACAUCUAGACCACAACAAUACCAGAAAAAAAGAAAAAAAAAACUUAUUUCUUCUUUGCAGGAGUCUUUUUGCUUCUUACCAUAUUCUCGGUGAACCAGGUUCUACGGGAGUAAAGUAAAGAAUCAAAGUCAAAAGCAUAGUUUGAUUCCGGCUCAAGCAAUAUGCUAGCAAUAUGUUCAAAUAGCUCAUGGAAGCAAUAUGCAAGCAAGUGUCGUUGUCGACCAAGAAAUGCUAACAUAAGUGACCAGUGAGGAGAACAUCUAUGUCUUCCUUCAUUGCAGGAUGUAUCAUCGGAGGUUGGGGGCGGUGAACUAAUAGCUCCAUCUCCAUGCUUAGCUAAGAUAUCCGGGUAAGCAUUACCCUUUAAAUGUAAGAAAACCGAAAAUUUAAGAAAAGCAAGUUCUCGAAAGUCAUUGCA